This is a messenger RNA of Oncorhynchus nerka (sockeye salmon), 658 nucleotides long. RefSeq names its product NEDD4-binding protein 2-like 1. The transcript has 5 exons. NCBI's taxonomy places the organism in Eukaryota, Metazoa, Chordata, Actinopteri, Salmoniformes, Salmonidae. The record is from RefSeq and is a predicted model, not a curated record. Bases 97 to 636 code for a protein of 179 amino acids.
GUUCUUGGGCGGGAGGGCGUGUCUUGUAAACAGAGUACAGCUGCGGUUGUGCUGUGUACUGUAGUUGGUGGUGAAGCAGUCUGAAGUAAAAGACAAAUGGCGAGAGGGAGAAGACAAAAUCGACACAUGAAGAAACUGUUCAUCCUUCGAGGUUUGCCAGGAGUUGGAAAGACAGAGAAGGCAAAAAAACUCUGGGACGAAUAUGCAAGACUUGGACUGAAAGGAGACAUUUUCUCCGCUGACAGGUACCAUGAAAGAACCAACUACACCAAAGGAAACUUUCAGCUCAACCAUCAGCAGAAUAGAGAGGAUGUUUUUAAAGCCAUGAAUAGAGGUGUGGAUCCGAUCAUCGUUGACAACACAAACAUUUCUCUUUGGGAGAUGUGGCCCUAUAUCCACAUGGGGAUUGGACAGAAGAACUAUUACAUCAUAAUGGUGGAACUGCCUAAAGGCUAUCCUCAGAACAACAUCUCCAUCAACAAGCUGUACAGACGGUGUCGUGGUAACAUCCCCAAGCGUAAGUUCAGGUCCUUUGAGGCUCGCUGGAAAAAAGCUGACAGCAUCUGGCAUGUACUUAACGACGGCUACUCCAAAAAACGCUGGAAGAGAAGCAAAGAGGAAUGGAACGUCCAGUGAUGAAGACAUGCUGGUCUCCCCC